Messenger RNA from Sphenostylis stenocarpa, 1167 nucleotides. The record is from the annotation of a GenBank genome assembly. Lineage: Eukaryota; Viridiplantae; Streptophyta; Magnoliopsida; Fabales; Fabaceae.
AUGAGAAUUGUAUUUGCACUUGUUUUGCUCACACUCUCUCUUACUGCUGAAACCAGAACCACUCCUCCCCAAGGCCACAAUCAUGAAGCCGAGUUAAAAUGGUCUAGAACAAACAGAAGAAACAGACACAGUGGAGGAAGAAAAUCAAGAGGAUCAAACUGUGAUCCAUUUUACUUAUACUUAUAUGGAACAUGUGGCCAUUGGCCCUUUCCUACAUUUUCUUCCCCUGAAAACCCUUUUGACCAAACUCCAACUCCAACUCCAUCGUAUUCUUUUCCUCCACCUAUAACUUACACACCAAGAAUCCCUCCACCAAUAAUUUACACACCAAGAAUCUCUCCACCGCCGCAAUAUUUUCCACGACCCCCGCAAUAUUUCCCACGACCGUUGUCACCUCCACCAGUGCACUAUUCCGCACCACCCCCACCCCCACCCCCACCCUCACCACCCCCACCGUCUCCGCCCCCACCCUCACCACCACCACCGUCUCCGCCCCCACCAUCUCCACCACCACCGUCUCCACCUCCACCAGCGUGUUCGCCGCCGCCGGUUCAACCCUGCUGUCCACUACCAUCACCCUCUCCUCCACCUCUGCCGCCGGCGCCGCCGUUAGUGCCGUCACCACCUCCACCUGCCCCUCCCUUACCGCCAUUAGUAAUUCCGCCUCCGAUGUCUGAAAUGCCAACAUUCCCAUGGCUAUCACCUCCGAACCCCUUCAUCUUUGAUCCACAACCAGCACCCCCACUUGUCCCAUUCUCAUCUUCGCCACCUCUUUUCACCAAUCCAACUCUACCGGACACUUCCUUUCCCCCGCCACUACUCCCCACGCCGUUUCUGUCAACUCCACCGCUUUUCCCUAUGCCGCAGACACCCAAUGCUUUAUUUCCGCCACCCUUGGCCACAGAGGUACCACCGGCUAUUACCUUGCCAGAAACACCAGAAAUGCCGCAGGACCCACCGUCUUUUAACGUGCCCAUCACACCGUUUGUUUCCCUGUCACCGCCGGAUGUUUCCAUGCCAGCGCCAGAUCUGCCGCAAGAUCCGCCGAAUGUUCUCUUGGCGCCACCGGUUAUGCCAGAAGAGCCACCGGUUUUGCCAGAGGAGCCACCGCAGAAUUCGGUUCCUGACCCUGAAGAGCCGCCGUCGCAACUGACCCCAAGCAGCUGA